Molecule: messenger RNA, 1069 nt
Organism: Brassica napus (rape)
Lineage: Eukaryota; Viridiplantae; Streptophyta; Magnoliopsida; Brassicales; Brassicaceae
Product: nudix hydrolase 7
Exons: 8
Coding region: 124-963 (279 amino acids)
Molecular function (GO): NAD binding; NADH pyrophosphatase activity; ADP-ribose diphosphatase activity
Source: RefSeq, a predicted model, not a curated record
AACAAAGUCUACUCUUCACGUUCUCUUGUAUAAAGUCUUCUCCUUAACGUCGACCCAUUGGUCAAUCGGUUCAUUUCGAUUCUAAGAAGAGCAUCUUCGGCUUCACCCACGAGAGUGAUUGAGAUGGAUGCUAGAGCUGUUCUACUUAUCGGCGAGCCAGACAAUUACGAUGGCGUUACCGUAACUAUGGAGGAACCAAUGGAUGCUGAGGUUUUCACCGCAAGGCUUAGGGCUUCGCUUUCGCAGUGGAGACAAGAGGGGAAAAGGGGGAUUUGGAUAAAGCUACCUCUUGGAUUGGCUAAUCUUGUAGAGCCUGCAGUUAGUGAAGGGUUUAGAUAUCACCACGCAGAGCCUGAGUACUUGAUGCUUGUGUCAUGGAUCUCUAACACCCCUGAUACAAUCCCCGCCAAUGCUUCUCAUAUUGUAGGUGUUGGUGCUUUGGUCCUCAACAAAAACACUAGAGAGGUCCUCGUUGUCCAGGAAAAGAGUGGUUAUUUCAAAGAUAAAAACGUGUGGAAGCUGCCUACUGGUGUUGUCAACGAGGGUGAGGAUAUAUGCACCGGAGUAGCUAGGGAAGUGGAAGAAGAAACUGGUAUUGUUGCAGAUUUUGUGGAAGUGUUGUCUUUCAGGCAAAGCCACAAAGCAUUCUUGAAACAGAAAACGGAUCUGUUCUUCUUGUGUGUCUUAAGUCCACGCGCCUACGAAAUCACUGAACAAAAAUCUGAGAUCUUGCAAGCUAAGUGGAUGCCGAUCAAAGAAUAUGUAGACCAGCCAUGGAACCAGAAGAAGGAAAUGUUCAAGAUCAUGGCUAACAUCUGUCAGAAGAAGUGUGAUGAAGACUAUGUGGGAUUCUCCACUGUGGAAACUAAAACAGGAACUGGUAAAAAGAGCUUUGUCUACUGCAAUGCUGAUCACGCUAAGAGCCUUAAUGCAACGCGUGGCCAAGCCUCCUCUUCUCUUUAAAUAACAUUCUGUUGCAUCUCCAGCAUUUUGUGUUUCUUCUAUCUUCUUCCAUUGUAUCAUUUGGCUUUGUCGUCUACUCUAUUUUCAGUUAUUACUUUCAAAAACA